AUGUCUGUCCCUCCGGUCCUCUCGUAUUGCCCCUACAUCGGCCUGUUCACCGGUCACCCCUCCCUCUUUCGGAAGAACCGCGCCCCGCAGAGCGCGGGCGGGGGUGAGCUCGCGCCGGGCCCGCUCAAGGACGCGCUUGUGGCAGACUUUGGCAGCGUCGCCGGGCGCAGCGUUCAAGAAGGUGAACACCGUUACCGCCGCUAUCCGGGGCUGGCUCGGCUACAGCCCGACACCAAGAAGCUCGGGGUCGUCACCACCGCGAACCAGGACCCGCUCCUCACGCACGUCCCCAUCAUCGGCAUCGACAUCGGCAUAUGGGAGCACACCUUCUACCUGCAGUACCACAACCUCAAGGCCGACUACCUCACGGCGAUCUGGAAUGUCAUCAACUUCAAGGAGGCCGAGCGCCGCUUCGUCGAGGCGAGCAAGCAGUGA
Trametes versicolor FP-101664 SS1 is the source of this 435-nucleotide messenger RNA. RefSeq lists its product as uncharacterized. The record is from RefSeq and is a predicted model, not a curated record. Lineage: Eukaryota; Fungi; Basidiomycota; Agaricomycetes; Polyporales; Polyporaceae. Gene Ontology annotation, molecular function: superoxide dismutase activity; metal ion binding. The transcript has 4 exons. Gene Ontology annotation, biological process: superoxide metabolic process. The coding region runs from base 1 to 435 and encodes 144 amino acids. Gene Ontology annotation, cellular component: mitochondrion.